AUGGUUCACACAGUAAUGUCAUUCUCCUCAGAAAUCAAACAACAAAUUAAAGACAAUAUUAAUCAAGAUAAGGAACUAAAAUCCUUGAGGAUGACUAUAAUCAGAGAAUGGCCGACACAACGUACAGAGACACAAACAUUUUUGCAUAAAUACUGGACUUACAGAGACCAACUAUCAGUCAUAGACGACUUCAUAUUCAAGAAUGAUAGAUUAUUAGUACCUCAACAGUUUAGAAAGAAAGUGAUUAAACAGAGUCACUUAGGACAUAAAGGACUUCAAGGAACAUUAAGGAUGGCUCGCGAUUCCGUAUUCUGGUCAGGAAUGACCAAGGAUAUCACAGAAUGCGUACAACAGUGCCAAGCUUGUCAAAAAAUUCAAAAUGACAACAUGCAAGAACCCAUCCAUCUUCAAGAAUCACCGAAUAGACCAUGGUCCCAAGUAGCGUCUGACAUAUUCCACGUAAAAGGACAAGACUACUUAGUCAUAGCAGACGCGUAUUCAGGAUUUUUUGACUUUGUCAAAUUAUCAAAUCUACACAGUACAACAAUUAUUAAAGCCUGCAAAAUCUGGUUCUCCACUCAUGGAAUUCCAGAUAUUUUGUUAACAGACAACGGACGACAAUUUACCUCUGAAGAAUUCCGCACAUUCACGAAACAAUGGCAGUUCCAACAAAGGCUCUCAAGUCCAAAUUUUCCACGCUCCAACGGAUUAGCCGAACGCUACGUGCAGGAAGCAAAAAAGCUACUCAAGAAAUGUAUGGAAGAAGGUUCAGACAUCCAGCUAGCACUACUACAUCACAGGAACACACCUAGAGACAAUUUAGGAUCACCAGUUCAAAGAUUAAUGAGUCGUCGAACGAAAACACUAUUACCAGUUAACCAAAAAUUACUUCAUCCAAAAAUAAUACCCAAUGUUCAACAAAAACUAAAAAUAAUUCGCAAGGAAGAAAAAGAGUACGCGGACGCGAACAAACGCAAGAUACCUGAAUUCAAACGAGGAGAACGAAUACUAUUCCGUAAUGAGAAGCAAUGUUGGAUACCAGCUACAAUAGUUAAGAAAACACCAAAACCACGCUCAUACAUCAUCAAAACAACAGACGGUAGACAAUUAAGGAGAAACAGUUGGUUUUUAAAACACUUAAAGAAGACUACACCGAACCAAGUUCGGAGUGCACCUAGCAGCACAGAAGAGGGAGAAAAACAAAUACAGAUUACUCCACAUCAAAAAGAGCAAGAAUAG
Messenger RNA from Cyphomyrmex costatus, 1239 nucleotides. RefSeq lists its product as uncharacterized. The transcript has a single exon. Gene Ontology annotation, biological process: DNA integration. Gene Ontology annotation, molecular function: nucleic acid binding. The record is from RefSeq and is a predicted model, not a curated record. Bases 1 to 1239 code for a protein of 412 amino acids. NCBI's taxonomy places the organism in Eukaryota, Metazoa, Arthropoda, Insecta, Hymenoptera, Formicidae.